AAACUGUUUAAUUAAGAUCGCGUUAGCCCGGCACCGAUGGCCGGGAGACGGGACUCGGGGCGCAGUGCGAUGCGCGCACGCAUGACAGCAUCAUGCUCGCGCUGGCGCUCCUCGCCCUCGCUCUCACCAUCACUGGAGUCCGCGCCCGCCCCUUCAACAUCACCGAACUCAUUGUCCCCCAACUAGUGCCGCCCGGUCAAGCCGAGGUGGAAAUAGAAUGCCGCUACGACGCCAACUUCACACUUUUAAACUGGUUUAAAGGUGUCAACGAGUUCUUUAGAUAUAAACCCGGCGCAGCGCCCAGCACCAGGACAUUCCCAAUAGUGGGAGUUGGAAGAGUGGAGCUCCUGAACUGCGGGCCGACUGCCUGUAGACUGAGGCUCGGAGCAUUGACGGAAGACGCUACAGGCUUCUACCGAUGUGACAUAGAAAGAGAUAUUCCACCGUACAAGUUCAAUACUCGUUCAGCAUACAUGCAAGUCUACGGGCACGAGCAUAGACGACCAUUGCUGGAAGGGUUAGGAGAAGAGUUCGAAGAGGGACAAGAGAUGCGAGCUUACUGCCGUGGCGCACCCGGUGCGGAAAUUCGUUGGUACAUCAACGGUAGAGAGGAGGAAGCAAUGCGUGGAUUUGCGGCGCUGAAGAGGAACGCUUCUAGACUAAUCUUUCUUGGUAUACCUCCAAUGGUGACUGUGCAGUGUGCAGAAUUUAGAUAUGGAAAACUGUCAGGCUCCAAGGAAAUGAAAGCGAAGUGGAAAGAUCACAGGAAGAUGGUAGGAGACGAGAGACCCCAGGAACAAAAAAAUGGGUCUAGUAACAUGAAGAGAUGUUUGACUUUUCUCCUGUGCCUGCUAUACAUUGUGUUUUUUUGAGUGAUUGUGUGUUAGAUGUAUUUAUCAUACCUAUACGUAAAAGCAUGUUCCUUUCAUCCUAGUAUUUCUAAUUGUCUUUUUUUAUAAUGUUAUUAAAUUAUAAAGAUUUAAUUUCUA
Molecule: messenger RNA, 989 nt
Organism: Galleria mellonella (greater wax moth)
Lineage: Eukaryota; Metazoa; Arthropoda; Insecta; Lepidoptera; Pyralidae
Exons: 1
Coding region: 93-872 (259 amino acids)
Source: RefSeq, a predicted model, not a curated record